GGACAGAGCGUCAGUGGAGGCGGCAUCCUUUAAAAAGCGGUCGCACCCAGUUGUCCUCACAGAUGAGUCGAUCCAGUCCUUCGUAAAGCAUCACUCAUAUCCGGGAGAAAUUAUUGACAAUCGUUUACCGUCACCGUUUAUUUUUUUAUUUAUCAUUCGUUGUCUGUAGCUUUUCUUAGCAGUUAACAUAAAUAUUUCCUCAUUCUUGUUGCUUUUUGAUUAUUUUAUUUAAUAGAGGAAUUUGUUUAAAUAUUAAGUUUUAAAAUUUGUUGGUGAAUAUAAAGAAAUAAUAAUAAUAAUAUUUUGUGUGUUAACGGUGAAAGUUUCUUGUUAUAAAUCAUCUUCGGAAUUUGAUAAUAAACUAUUAAUUUUGUGAUAUAUAUAUUUUUUUAAAAAGAUAAAUAAUUUUCACGGUAGGAGUUAGAAAAAAAUAAAAACAUUUUAAAGUUCUUCCGAGUUUCUAAGGAAGAAUAACAAGUUACUUGGACGGAACAACGAUUUGAUCAGUGACUCCAACGUCUUUGUUUCGUUGCAAAAACUUUUAACUGUUCCGAGAAAAUCAUCACAAUGACCGAUUUCCCUGGUAUUGGUAUGGUUCCAUAUUACAAUCAUAUCGUUUACCGUCAGCAGCAGCAAUACCCGCCACAGCAAGGGUUCCCGCAACAAAUCCAACAGCAUGCACCCACGCAACAAGUACAGCAGCAUGCUGUUGCGGCUGCAGCGGCGGCUGCAGCAGCUGCAACGGAUUCCGCACAACAAUAUUGGUAUACAGGCUACCCUCACGGACAUCCUCAACCGACAACGCACCAUCAUCAUCAGAAUACCGGAUCGCAACAAUACUUCGACCACGCGGAUGUUUUCACGGGUUGGACGGCUCAUCCUCACACACAUCAUUACACUCCACACUUCCAAUACCAGCAUCAUUCGACUUAUCAGCAACCUCAGAUGCAACAACAACCGCAACAACCUUUACAGCAGCAAAUACAACACCAUCACCAUCAAGUCCCACUACAGAGAUCUCCGAUGAUCCAACAGCCUCCGCUUCAAAGGUCACCAAUUCUACAGCAGGCACAAAUGACUCAAACAGGUAUUACACCUUGGGUCGGUCCUCUAAGUCCGCCUACUACCGUUAGCGGUAGCGAAAUCAGCAGUCCUGGUGCACAAUCCGUAUCACCAGCCAUGAACAAUAAUAGUUAUAGUUGUAAUACUGAUGUAAACAACACACAUAGUAAUAAGGAGAACAACACAAGGCCUGGAAUGAACAGGAGCCCGUACGAAUGGAUGAAAAAGUCGUCCUAUCAAAGUCAACCCAACCCAGUGUGUGACGUAGCCACGGCCUGCAACGCGAGUCAGGCUACGACGCUUCACGAGCUCUGCACCCUCGACGGCACCGGAAAAACUCGGACCAAAGACAAAUACAGAGUGGUCUACUCAGAUCAUCAAAGGCUAGAACUUGAGAAGGAAUUUCAUUUUAACAGUUAUAUUACGAUCCGACGUAAAACAGAACUCGCCAGCUCUCUUAAUCUUUCUGAACGUCAGGUAAAAAUUUGGUUCCAAAAUAGACGAGCAAAACAAAGAAAACAAAUGAAAAAACGCGAAGAAAUGGAACAAAAAUUAUUAAAAACUACGGAAACACUUACUUUGGACGAAAGGAAAGCACGCGUGGAAGAUAGGAUCUGGUGGAGUUAUCUGCAAUAAAAAUAGGAAAAUAAAUGGAUGCACUUUGCAACUAUGUGUAAACACUGUAUAUAUAUAUAUAUAUAUAUAUUAGACAUGAAUAUAUGUAAGACUUUAGUAAUUUAUGACACGUGUAGUUAGGAUGUAUCAAGGCAUCGAUAUAACGAUGUCUUUGCAUUGGAUUUAAAAUUUUGAAUUUUAAUAUACUGUUCUUAAACUUGGAAAGCAAAUGAAUUGUUAUUUAUAUAAAAAGUAAGUUAUUCACAUUAUUAAUAUAAAGUUUAAAACAAUUUCCAAUGAUGUUUUAGACAAUAACAAGAAACUUCCAAUGCAAAAUAAUUGUAUAUAAGUGCACAUAAAAAGGGAAGAGAAUAAUAACGUGUAAUAAAUUAUUAAUUAUAGUCUUAUACAUUUAGUUGCCAAGUGUUAAAACCUAGCAAUGUAAUGAUUUGUGAUUUUAUUAUAAAAAACUUUUUAAACGUAAAAGUGAUACAUUAUAAUUUAAUACCCAUAACAAAAUUACUCUUUCUUUUUUUCUUGUAAAUUAAAAAACUCUGACGCGUAAUUACGAGUAAUUACAAGUAUAACGACGAGUAAUGCCUGAGGCAUUAUGUAUUUAUUAAACUCUUAAAGAGACUUGAUAUUUGAAAUUGAGAUUUUGAGAUAUUUAACUUGAGAUUUUUUUUAACGCUUUCCAUUUAUAAUUUCGUAUUAUUUAAAAUAAAUAUAUUCGAGGAUA
Vespula pensylvanica (western yellowjacket) is the source of this 2416-nucleotide messenger RNA. RefSeq names its product homeobox protein CHOX-CAD. The transcript has 4 exons. NCBI's taxonomy places the organism in Eukaryota, Metazoa, Arthropoda, Insecta, Hymenoptera, Vespidae. Gene Ontology annotation, molecular function: DNA-binding transcription factor activity, RNA polymerase II-specific; RNA polymerase II transcription regulatory region sequence-specific DNA binding. Bases 568 to 1698 code for a protein of 376 amino acids. Gene Ontology annotation, biological process: embryo development; regulation of transcription by RNA polymerase II; cell differentiation. The record is from RefSeq and is a predicted model, not a curated record. Gene Ontology annotation, cellular component: nucleus.